Ophidiomyces ophidiicola is the source of this 1605-nucleotide messenger RNA. RefSeq lists its product as uncharacterized. Bases 1 to 1605 code for a protein of 534 amino acids. The transcript has a single exon. Lineage: Eukaryota; Fungi; Ascomycota; Eurotiomycetes; Onygenales; Onygenaceae. The record is from RefSeq and is a predicted model, not a curated record.
AUGGCCGCCCGCGUCGUCGACACUGUGCGCGCCAACUGGAAUAUGUUCAGCGCGACCGAACGCCGCAACGUCGCCGUCUACAUCCUGGGCAUCAUGCUGUACAAGUUCGGCCUCGAGGCCUUCAACGGCUCCAUCGUUGCCCUCGCCACCAACCGCUACGACUACGACGCCUUCCGCGCCCACGCCCAGCCCAAGACCUUUGAGCGCGUCGGCCUACUCACCGGCCUCAACCAGGCCUUCCAGUGCAUCGGCUCCAUCCUCAUCGCGCCGCUCGUCCGCCGCGCGCCCACCCGCCUCGUCCUCGCCGUCUCCAUCCUCGUCUUCGGCCUCUUCACCGCCCUUCUGCUCAUCCUCGACGCCAGCACCGGCGGCCGCUUCGUGCCCCCCGAGUUCCGCACCGACCACCCCAGCAUGGACUUCCACUACUACGGCCACUACAACACCGACGGCAUCAUCCCCAUCUACUGCGUCACCGGCGUCGUCUACGGCAUGGUCGAGCUCAUCCGCCGUGUCAUCCCCCGCGACAUCGUCGGCGGCAACGUCCAGAAGCUGCGCCGCAUGGACGCCCUCGUCCACGUCUUCUAUGAGAUCUCCGGCACCGCCGGAGCCUUCUGCACCGCCCUCGCCCUCAUCCCCCAGCUGGGCAACAACUACUCCUUCAUCAUCACCCCCGUCUGCUUCUUCUUCGCCGGCUGCACCUGGCUCUGCAUCCACGACACCAAUCCCACCCAGCCGCCGCGCCAGAAGGUCCUGUCCGACCAGCCCACCUACGUCAAGGCCGUCUUUGGCUCCUUCUUCCUCUUCGGUGAGUCCCUCUGGACCGGCGCUCGUCUCAUCCUCACCAACCGCCGUUUUAUCUGGCUCGUUCCCGGCUACGCCAUCGCUUUCUAUGGCCAUCGAUACCUCGAAAACGGUCUGGCACCGGCAAUCGCCCGAAGAUAUCUGGGCCACUCGGCCUGGUCCCAGGUCAUAGUCGGUGGCUCCAAUCUGGGUGAGUUGUUCGGAGCCGCCUUCGUCUUCCUCUUCACCAAUCUCAUCACCACGCCUAUCCCCUGGAUCCGCACCGACGCCAUUAUGCUGCUGGUUGUAUGGUACCUGCCCUUCUGGCACCCGCCUUCAGGCGAUGUGCGGUACGCCUGGAUUAUCGGAGCCACGUUCCUCCCUAUAUCUUUCGGCUGGGCUGCCGGCGACGUCUCGCUGGCCGCCUAUAUCCAGGCCACCCUUGCCCGUGUUGAAUCAAAAACGAAAAACGUGUCCGCCCUGGGCGCCGUCAUGGCGUGCCUGUACACCACGUACAUCGUCAUAUACGCUAUCACUUCGCCCAUUCUAGGCCAGUAUAUCGAUAACAUUUAUAUCAAGACCGGCGGCAGCCAAGGCGGGGAUAUCCACGAAGCCAUCCUGAACGUUGCUGGUAUCCAGUACACCAUCAUGGCGGUCAUCAUUUUCGCCUCCACCUUCGUGCCUCAGGGUUCCUUCGCUUUGAACCCUAAGUUGCUUUUCAACCAGAAUCUCGAUGCCGAUCUCGAAGUGUGCGAGAUCGGCUCGGUAGAUACCAAAAAAAGUGUGGAGCUGCGAAAUACGGACAGAGAUGCGAGUUCGUGGUAA